AUGGCUAAAAAACCAGCAAAUAAAAGCCAAAUAGAAUACAAAGGCCCAAAUACUAUCUCAAAAUCCACAUCGUCUGGAUCUGUUGGAAAACUGUUAUUUGUCUUUGCUAUCUUAGGUGGAUUAUUAGCUUUCUAUGUAUACAAAGUAGUCACCACACCUCCAGACUUACCUAAAUAUGAUGUAAACAACUGGUGGGGUCCAUACCCAAUUGAUCAACAGAAAGAUGUUUCCAUAAGACCUUUUAAAAUUGAAUUUAGUGAUGUGAUAGUUAAUGAUCUCAGAGAAAGACUGAUGCAUCGUCGUCCAUUUGUUCCUCCACUGGAGGGUACUGGCUUUGAUUAUGGUUUCAACAGCAAUUUCCUUGGACAAGUUCUACAUUACUGGGAAAAUAAAUAUAAUUUCAAGGAUAGACAAAACUUUUUUAAUAAAUUUGAUCACUACAAAACAAAUAUUCAAGGCUUAGAUAUACAUUACAUUCAUGUUAAGCCUAAAGUUUCUGCUGAUAUUGAGGUUCUACCACUUUUGAUGUUGCAUGGUUGGCCUGGAUCUAUCAGGGAGUUUUAUGAGCUUAUUCCAAAGCUUACAACUCCUCGGCCUGGGGACAACUUUGUAUUUGAGAUCAUAGCCCCCAGUUUACCAGGUUUUGGAUACUCGCAGAGUCCCGCAAGGAAAGGCUUCGGUCCCGUAGAGACAGCAGUAUUGAUGAGCAACCUAAUGAAACGUGUGGGCCGCACGCAGUACUAUAUACAGGGUGGGGACUUUGGGCACGUAAUCGGCUCCACCAUGGCGACACUGUUCCCGGAACAAAUACUGGGAUUCCAUACUAACAUGCCCGUUAACACUAGUCCUGUUGCUAUGUUUUACUUGUGGCUAGGAUCUUUGUGGCCCAGCAUGUUGGUAGAACACGAGGUACAGGAUCGCGUGUAUCCGUUAAGGGAACACGUGGCUCGCCUGCUACAAGAAACCGGAUAUCUGCAUCUACAAGCCACUAAACCAGAUACACUCGGCAUAUCCCUGACCGAUUCACCCGCUGGUCUAGCGGCAUACAUACUAGAGAAAUUCUCCACGUGGACAAAUCCAGAAUUCAUAAACGCUUCAGACGGUAGAUUGCUUGACAAAUUCCAAUUGACGCAUCUCCUCGACAAUGUGAUGAUGUACUGGGCCCCAAACAGUAUCGCUACCAGCAUCAGGACAUAUGCAGAAAUAUUUAGUACGAGGACUUUAACUAUGAGAUUAGAUGACAUUCCAACAGACGUUCCAACGUGGGGCAUCAAAUUUAAACACGAGCUUUUAUUUUUCCCCGAUUGCCUGUUGAGGCUCAAGUACAAAAACUAUUUACAUAGCACCAUGGUAGAAGAAGGAGGACACUUUGCUGCUUUCGAAAUGCCAGAUGUUAUGGCGAAAGACAUCUUCGAAGCUGUAAAAACCUUCAGGGAGUUCCAUGGGAAUGAAAGAACGCCAUCUCCAAAAGACAAACGAAUAAAGACAAUCUACGAUUUCACAGUUAAAGACUUAAGCGGCAAAGAAAUUAAGCUUGAAAAAUACAAGGGCUAUGUAGUUCUUAUUGUCAACGUGGCUUCCCAGUGUGGACUAACAGACACCAACUACAAACAACUCAACGAGCUCUACGAAAAGUACUCAGACAAAGGUCUACGUAUACUGGCCUUCCCGUGUAAUCAGUUCGGUGGACAAGAGCCUGGCUCUGCAGAAGAAAUAUUCAAGUUUAUCAGUAAUAGAGGCGUGAAAUUCGAUAUUUUCGAAAAGAUCAGUGUUAACGGAGAAAACGCCCAUCCCUUAUGGCAAUUCCUAAAGAACUCUCAGUCUGGCAUGAUUGGGGAUUUUAUAAAAUGGAAUUUCUCCAAAUUCCUCGUGGAUCGUAACGGUGUGCCUGUAGAUAGGUUUGCACCUACUGUGAGUCCACUGGAUUUGGAGUCGUAUUUGGUGAAAUAUUUGUAA
This is a messenger RNA of Diatraea saccharalis (sugarcane borer), 1956 nucleotides long. Lineage: Eukaryota; Metazoa; Arthropoda; Insecta; Lepidoptera; Crambidae. The record is from the annotation of a GenBank genome assembly.